Messenger RNA from Colletotrichum acutatum, 300 nucleotides. RefSeq lists its product as uncharacterized. The record is from RefSeq and is a predicted model, not a curated record. The coding region runs from base 58 to 243 and encodes 61 amino acids. The transcript has a single exon. NCBI's taxonomy places the organism in Eukaryota, Fungi, Ascomycota, Sordariomycetes, Glomerellales, Glomerellaceae.
GGCAUGUGUGGCGAGCAGCAUUCGAGGUAAUACCCGGCGGGAGUGGUAUCAAACCGAAUGAGAAAUGAAAAAGCCAAGAUGCCGGACAGACCCGCCCGGCCGGCCAUCACUCGGGGGCGACACCGGGUUCCCCACCCAUACUUUAACCGUCAGCACUUGGCCAUAUUAGGACGCGAAGCUCGCGAAGCUGCCAGCAUGAAGCAUGGCCCAGUGUGCUGGACGGACUCAAGCUUCUGUCACUGAAGAAAUCCCAAGAGCGAAGCGCGGCUGCACCUCAUCCCCGUGUCAUACUCUCGUGGG